Messenger RNA from Toxorhynchites rutilus septentrionalis, 2533 nucleotides. It is a transcript of the gene noc, whose product is annotated as zinc finger protein Noc. The coding region runs from base 375 to 1841 and encodes 488 amino acids. NCBI's taxonomy places the organism in Eukaryota, Metazoa, Arthropoda, Insecta, Diptera, Culicidae. The record is from RefSeq and is a predicted model, not a curated record. Gene Ontology annotation, cellular component: nucleus. Gene Ontology annotation, biological process: negative regulation of DNA-templated transcription. The transcript has 2 exons.
AUAUCCAGUUUUCAGUCUGAGUUUGUCUUUCGGGCCGUCAACAGCUCUUGUCUUGAGCUCGGAUAGUAAAGGUUAUCAGGUUGAAUAGUGUUGAUGUUGUAUGAGCCGCCUGGAGGUGAAGUAAGAGAAUUUGAAUAUUUUAUGUGGCGGCUGUUUUCAAGGAACACGGAGAUUGGAAGCUGAGAAAUACGGUGCAGUGGAUGAUUUACAGCCGACGAAAAAAAAAAUACGAGUGCAAUGGAAGGUCAUAAAGUGUGAUUUAUGCGAAGGAUUAUAGAAUAUUUGAGUGAGUGACAACACUUGUGUGCGGGAAGAAUAGAAAAACAAAUCGAAUAUAUUUGUGUGAUUAAUACUGCUGAAGUUGGAAUACCCAAAUGGUGAUAUUGGAAGGAACAACAAUGUUGCAAAUCGGAAAUAAUCAGUACCUUCAACCGGAUUACCUGUCGCCGCUUCCAACCACGUUGGAUGCCAAAAAAAGUCCACUGGCAUUGUUGGCGCAAACUUGUAGCCAAAUCGGUGCUGAUUCUGGAAAUAUAACCGUGAAAUCGUUAGUGUCCCCGUCGGAGAAAAACAAGAAAACUUCAACGUCAUCAACAUCUUCGGCUGCUUCGGCAGAAAAUGGGAUGAUCUCGAACAAUUCGCGGUCACCGUCGGUGAAAACAGAAAAGUCGGAUGCGUCUCCGGAACUUAAGUUGGCUUUCAAGCCGUACGAAAUGAAUGUGCUUACGACGAAAGUGAAGAACGAAGAUCGCCCAUCGUCCAAGAUGAGCAGUGGAAGUGAUGUGUUGAAUAAUAAUAGUGUAAAUCACGCUAACAAUAAUAAUAGCGGUAACGAUGUGAAGAGAGAAAAUCGCACCUCUUCGCGCGGAAGUGCCGAGUCACCCAAUCGGGUUGGAAGUGUUCACAUGAAAGCUGAAGGCAGUGAUAAUGGAAAAAAUACACCGGAAAGUAGCAGAAAAACUAGCACCCCUAACGAUCGCGACAAAUCGUCUUCGAGUCCGAUUGUCCGCAGUGGCGUUGAAGUCAUGCAUGGUGGAAAGGAUAUGUCGGGUUACAAGCCCGGUGUUUACGGUAUAAAUCCACUAACCGGAUUACCAUCGCCAUCGGGAAUCGAUCACACCAAUCCUGCGUUCCGGCCACCAUUUGCUGGCGCAUUCAGUCAUCAUCAUGCCGCAAUGUUGGCAGCCGCAUAUCCUGGAGCAGCUGCGGCGGCGGCUGGUGCUAAUCCUUACCUCAGUUACACACGUGUUAAGACUCCUUCGGGAGGAGAAACCCUGGUUCCGAUCUGCAAGGAUCCCUACUGCACGGGGUGUCAGUUUUCAGCGCAUAAUCAUCAGAUGAUGAUGGGUGGACAGUGUCCAGCUGGAUGCACCCAAUGUGAUCAUCAAAAGUAUAGUUUCGCAAUGGCUAUGGGUGCGUUGCCGCCGGGAUAUGCGUACCCACCCGCGGCGACCCAGCCGGGACGACCCUACAUGUGCAACUGGGUCAUCGGAGACUCGUAUUGUGGAAAACGUUUCAAUACCACCGAUGAGCUGUUGUCCCAUCUACGAACCCACACCGCUAACCUGUCAGACCCAGCGGCGCUUGCUUUACAACAACAGUUAAUGCCGCUAAGUGGAAUAUUCCCACCAUCUUCGAUGCAUCGCGGUUAUCCAAAUCCACAGCUUAGCCCCCUCUCCGCUGCCAGAUAUCAUCCCUACGCAAAGCCAGGAGCCCUCCCAACUGCGCUUCCUGGCACACCGUACGGAGCGGCAUUCAAUCCGGCCGCCUUUGGGCAAUACUAUUCCCCGUAUGCAGCGGCUUUGUACAGCCAACGGAUGGGAGCGGCGGUUCAUCAGUAAAAAAUCUGGCUCUUCUGUCAAUCCAGGGAUUAUUUUCUAUAAAUCUGUGAUAUUAACUUUAUUCUAUUGCAAAAGAAGAAGAAAAUGGAGCACAAUGAUUCUGACAGUAGCGCGAUUUAGCUUGCAACAAUGUGUAUAUCGAAUCGUGGUUGUGAAACUAGUUUCAAGAGCACUUCUCGUCGAUCGGAAGUAAAAGAAAACCAAAAUAUCCAACAAAAUUCUUCUUUUAACUAGUUUUAAGCCAUGAUUAGUAUUAAUUAUCAGUGUAGGGAUUAUAUUUGGAAGGGAACGAGUGACUUUUUUGUUUUUCUCACGAAGCCGUCGGCAUUUUGUGCUAUUAGCUUAAAACUCGCGUUUGAAAAUGUAAUAUAUCUUAAAUCUUUUUUUUUUUAUAGGCUUCUGAUUCAAUUCACAUUAUUGGCUAUUUAUUGUUCUUGGAAAUUCAAAGGUAACACAAUGAUGCAAUUUCAUGAAUUAAAUUUUCCUCGUUUAUGUUUGUUGAAAAACCAAUUAAAAGUUACAAAAAAAAACUAAAGAAAAGUUGUCAUACUAAAAACCAAUGUCUUACUGUAUAGUACGGGAUGAAUUUUAGAGACAAAAAUAUAUAAAUUUUCAAGUCGAAACUAUUACCUUUAAGUGUAUUGCAGAACAUAAAUAAAAGUAAAAAUAAAUGAUUUUUAUAUGAAAAAUUA